AGGAAUUCCCAACUCAGCCCUCGGAAAACCUUCUUCUGCCCUUCCUCCAAUUUCCCCUUCUCGCCUCCCUUCUCUUGCCCUUUUCUUUUCCGAUUUUCCCCUUCUCUCCACCACCUCUGCCUCCCCUCUAAACCAAUUUACCCGCCCUUUUCAAACUCUGCUCUUUCUUCCUUCCGAUCCCUUUCUCAUAUAUGAAUUCUGGGUCGGUUUUGGAUUUCACUUUUUUGUUCCUUUUUGGCAAUCGGAGUUGGAUAUUUGUUCAUCUUUUUAGCAUCUUCUGCUAGUUAAACGCUAGAAAUUCGAAGUUCUAGCUGGAUCGAGCUAUCUUCAGGAGUCGAUCUUGGUUUGGAAAGCUAGGGUUUUUCUCUCCAUAUGCAGCUGGAAGUUGUGAUUGACGGUUUGGUUGCUUUCCCAAGCAGAUAUGGCUGAGCUAUCUUUACUUACAUAAAGCGUAGACUGAAAUACAGACAUUCAAAAGUAAGACAGAGGCUGUGUUCUGUUUCUUCUGCAUUGCUCUGUAGUUAUGAUGUUUAUGUAGUUGUUCAUAUAGUUUGUUUUACAUUUUCAACUCAGGCUGUAUUAUACCCAUAGAGCCACAAGAAUACUUACUAUUAUGUCACACAUAGUUUGUGCUUAAAAGUCUGUUCUUUAUCAUGCUGUGCUUUCAUGUUACACAUGCAUGGUUACAUUCAGCUGUUUUUAGGUAUUUGUAGGAAGACCGAAUGUAAGUACAUUAUAUUGCAAUUAAAUUUUGCAGUAGUAGAAGUGUAGAACAGCAAACAGUGAGCAGAUGCUUGGGCAAAACCACAAUUUGGGUCUUGAGCAGAACCAUCAGAUGUCACUGGGAGGACUUGGUCAUAGUGUGGGUAUGAGCCAGAACCAUGGUUUAGAGUUGGGGCAGGCUCAUGAGCAUGAUCUUAGAUUGGAGCAUGACCCUGGGAGUGAAAGUUUAGAACAGAGCCAUGAGGGGCAUGACGAACAUGGUUAUGAUGAGGAUCGUGAUAAACAUGGUUAUGAUGAGGAUCAGGAUAAACAUGGUUAUGAUGAGGAUCAGGAUAAACAUGGUUAUGAUGAGGAUCAGGAUAAACAUGGUUAUGAUGAGGAUCAGGAUAAACAUGGUUAUGAUGAGGAUCAUGAUAAACAUGCUUAUGAUGAGGAUGAGACAGGUGGGCUUACAAUGGAGCAAAAACCGGGGUCUGAGGGACAUGAAUUGGCUCUUGCUGGCGAGAACAAUGGUUUAGAUAUAUCUGAACACAAUGAGCUGGCUAUUGCAGAUCACCAAGAACAUGAUGAAAAUAUGGAUCUAGCAGUCGUUGAGAACCAUGAUAUGGGAAUUGAAUCUGCAGAUGACAUGAUUCAGAAUGGCCAGAUGAUACUUUCUUCCAAUCAUGUCCUCCAGGCUCGUAUGGUGCCUGCCACGCCUGAUUUCGAGCUUCAUGUAGGGCAAGAGUUCCCCGAUGUUAAGAGCUGCCGUAGGGCCUUGCGUGAUACAGCUAUUGCUCUUCACUUCGAAAUGCAGACCAUAAAAUCUGACAAAACUCGUUUCACAGCUAAAUGUGCCACUGAAGGUUGCCCUUGGCGUAUUCAUGCUGCAAAACUUCCUGGUGUGCCCACCUUCACAAUCAGAACCAUCAAUGAUAACCAUACAUGCGGAGGAAUAUUCCAUCUUGGCCAUCAGCAAGCUUCUGUUCAGUGGGUUGCUAGCUCUGUCGAACAACGCCUUCGGGAGAACCCUAACUACAAGCCAAAGGAGAUCCUCGAAGAAAUUCACCGUGUCCAUGGUAUCACUUUAUCGUACAAGCAAGCUUGGCGCGGAAAAGAACGGAUUAUGGCUGCAAUGCGUGGCUCCUUUGAAGAAGGAUAUCGCCUUCUUCCACAAUACUGUGAACAGGUGAAACGUACAAAUCCUGGAAGCAUUGCUUCAGUCUACGGAAAUCCUGCUGACGGUAGCUUUCAGAGACUGUUUAUAUCUUUUCAGGCAUCAAUAUAUGGUUUUCUGAAUGCCUGCCGGCCUGUCCUUGGCCUUGACCGGACAUUCUUAAAGAGUAAAUACCUUGGCACUCUGCUAUUGGCUACUGGGUUUGAUGGGGAUGGAGGACUGUUCCCUUUAGGCUUUGGUGUUGUUGAUGAAGAAAAUGAUGAUAAUUGGAUGUGGUUCCUUUCUGAACUUCAUGCUCUGCUUGAGAUCAACACAGAAAACAUGCCAAGGCUCACGAUUCUAUCUGAUAGGCAGAAGAGCAUUGUAGAUGGUGUGGAGGCUAACUUCCCUACUGCAUUCCAUGGUUUCUGUAUGCGUCACUUGAGUGAAAGCUUCCGUAAAGAGUUUAACAAUACAAUGCUUGUUAACUUACUAUGGGAAGCAGCUCAUGCACUCACAGUGAUUGAUUUUGAGGCAAAAGUCCUGGAGAUUGAAGAGAUAUCUCAAGAUGCUGCAUAUUGGAUCCGGCGUAUCCCACCACGUCUAUGGGCGACAGCUUAUUUCGAGGGAACAAGAUUUGGGCACCUGACUGCUAACAUAGUGGAGCAGCUUAAUACCUGGAUACUUGAGGCGUCUGGGCUUCCAAUAAUCCAGAUGAUGGAAUGCAUAAGAAGACAACUUAUGACCUGGUUUAAUGAGCGCCGCGAAAUUAGUAUGCAGUGGACAUCUAUUCUGGUGCCUACAGCAGAGAGGCGUGUUGCAGAAGCUCUGGAACGUGCCCGGACCUACCAGGUUCUGCGAGCUAAUGAAGCAGAGUUUGAAGUUAUAUCUCAUGAAGGAACCAAUAUUGUCGACAUUCGGAACCGCUGCUGCCUUUGUAGGGGAUGGCAGCUUUAUGGCUUACCCUGUGCACAUGCUGUUGCAGCCCUGCUUUCUUGCAGGCAGAAUGUACAUCGGUUUACAGAGAGCUGCUUCACCGUGGCAACAUACCGCAAGACAUAUUCUCAAACCAUACAUCCCAUUCCAGAUAAGUCAUUAUGGAGGGAGACUUCGAUGCUAAUAACUGAAGAGGAUGUUGAUGCUGUUAAAGUCAAUGAGGUUGUAAUUAAUCCUCCCAAGUCACUUCGUCCUCCUGGCCGUCCUAGGAAAAAAAGAGUUAGAGCAGAAGACCGUGGUCGUAUGAAGCGAAUUGUGCAUUGCAGUCGCUGCAAUCAGACUGGCCACUUUAGAACAACAUGUGCAGCACCAAUUUGACUCCUAAUUAUGGUGUGCAGCAUUUACUGUGAAAUCAACUGGGAAAAUCGUUUACAUAUGCAAAGACUUCUCUUGUAUAUCUCCGUUAAUUUUUAUUGGUUAGGUUCGCUGUUAUUACUGCAUUUGCUGUUUCUGAACUAGGAGAGCAAACUUGUUUAUCAGUCAAAGGUCUACAUUUAAACAUAAUAAUAGAAUGUAAAAAAAGAUAUAGUGACAAUUUAUGGCUUAUCACUCCUUUCAAAGUUUCUUUCCAGUGUAUAAAAUAUCGCUUUUUGAAAGUUCUCUAU
Cuscuta europaea is the source of this 3459-nucleotide messenger RNA. Lineage: Eukaryota; Viridiplantae; Streptophyta; Magnoliopsida; Solanales; Convolvulaceae. The record is from the annotation of a GenBank genome assembly.